CCGGCGAUAAAAAAUUUCUCCUUCACAACGCCAAAAUUGAUGCUACUUCCACCCUCAGCGGCGUGAGGGUUUUAAGACUAAAGUGUUCGUUUCGACGAACAAGGAAAGCAAAGCGUCUGAUGACGAUGGCGCUCUCGUUUGGGUCGGCUCCGUCGUCGUCCUCAUCCUUCCGCUGGUCUUCUCUCUCUACGCCCUCCGCUUUCCCCCUUCCUGCUUCGACCUUCUUCCCGAGGAAGCUCAAGUCAGCUUCAUUUAGAUGUACUGGUCAAAAGACCCAUGAGAAUAGCAUGCAUAGAGUGAAAGGACUACCAGUACAGACUUCCUAUAGGUAUUUCAAACUGAAGAAUCAACCUCUGAGCAGGCGGCUAACUUGUCUGGCUACUUUUGAAGCCCCAUCAUCCCCUUCUGAGCUUGAAGCUAAUAUAGAGCUAGAGAAGUUUGACUUGGAUUAUCAAGAAAACUCCCCCAAAAGCAGUCUGUCUGCUUUUUCUGGGAGAUCUGAUGGAAAACCUGGGUUUAUAUCAUUCCAUGGUUACCAUUACCUAAGAAAUGAGGUUGAAACUAUUUCAGGGGAGGGAAGGUCUAGAAUUCUUUGGUUUGCUGCACCAACUGUAUUGGUAGCCUUCUUGGUUUUCCCCUUAUUUUACUUGCGAAAGAUACUUUCUACCUUUUUUGAGGACUCUUUAUUUACAGAUUUCCUCAUAUUAUUCUUCACAGAAGCUCUUUUCUACACUGGAGUUGCAAUCUUUGUUAUGUUAAUUGAUGUUCUGUGGAGGCCUAUUCAAACUAAAUUACAGAAGAAGUUAUACGUGUUGAAAAUUCAAGGUCUUCGGUUAACUUCAGUAGUUACAUCUGCUAUGCCACUAAUAAUACCUCUCCUGACAAUGGGCUUGGUUUGGCCUUGGACUGGACCAGCAGCCUCUGCUACUCUAGCACCAUACUUGGUUGGCGUGGUGGUACAAUUUUCUUUCGAGCAGUAUGCUUCUCGUAAAACAUCACCUGCAUUGCCCGUUAUUCCCAUUAUUUUUCAUGUAUACAGGCUGCACCAGUUGAACAGAGCAGCUCAGCUAGUGUCUGCUCUAUCUUUUUCAGUUAGAGGCACCGAGAUAACAUCGCAUACGACAGCCAUAAGCAACUCGCUAGGGGUGCUGUUUACCGUUCUUCAAAUCCUCGGCGUAAUUAGCAUUUGGUCACUCUCAAGUUUCCUGAUGAGAUUCCUUCCUCCUUCAGAAGCAGUUUUCUAGUCAUUACUUCAUUUGAAAGUUGUUGCUGAAGAACUGGUCAGCUUCCGAUAAUAUUACUGGUUUACAACUCUGGUCGAUCUGGUAAAAUGGUUGAUAUUGAAAUCUGCAAGUGUACCAGAUCUGGCAGUCAUGCUACUUUACUAUAACCUCGAUAAGUCUUUCACGAGACUGAUACCUAGUAGCUGUCCCAGGGAUGCAGAAUCGUUGAACAGCAAACACAGUUGAUAUUAAGAGCUAAGCUUUAGCCAAAAUUCUGUUAUUUUGGUUUUUUUUUUCUUUAUCUUUUAUUAACUUUACAAACUGUAGUCGUGUGUGAUUAAUUAUCGUCGUUGAAUAUGAAUAUAUGAUGCAAAUCUACCCCUCUAGUACCAACUCAUGGGCUGUUUGAAAAUGUAUUGGAUUACAGAUAAGGAAGAUUUUUUUAUAUAUAUUUUACCACUGUUGGAUCAAGUGUUUCUUUUGUUGGUGUGACAAUGUGGUAUUAAAUGGAAUGACCAGAUUCAUUUAUUAAAUAACACGAUGAGGUGGAAUUUGUUAUUUCAGAUUUUCUGUCCCGAAAUCAUGUGUUUCCAUGUCUUUUGUCAAUUCCACGGUGAUAAUAUCUUUAAGAUAUGUCUAACAUCUUUAAAAUGAUUUUAGGACAGAUCCGAACUCCGAAUUUGUACGGUGUCAAAAUCCAUUUAUCGGUCCAAAAUCGUUUUAGCGUCCGUCCGAAUAUCGAAACGGUAUAUGAUUUCGUAGCGUAAUUAUUGAUCAUCGCCAACUCAUCGUCUUCUCUUUCUGCUUCGAGACGCGACGCGGGCGAUAAGCCCGAUCGAGAAGGGGGCGCAGCGAAAAAGGGAGCAGCCAUGACGACUCAAGAUCCCGGCAAGCUUAUGGCCAAGGCCGACAAAUU
Molecule: messenger RNA, 2139 nt
Organism: Zingiber officinale
Lineage: Eukaryota; Viridiplantae; Streptophyta; Magnoliopsida; Zingiberales; Zingiberaceae
Exons: 5
Coding region: 120-1244 (374 amino acids)
Cellular component (GO): chloroplast
Source: RefSeq, a predicted model, not a curated record